This is a messenger RNA of Cuscuta campestris, 956 nucleotides long. Lineage: Eukaryota; Viridiplantae; Streptophyta; Magnoliopsida; Solanales; Convolvulaceae. The record is from the annotation of a GenBank genome assembly.
CAACAAAAACAUGUUAAAAACCACCUUUCGUUUUUGGUCUUUUGGUGAAAACCAUGUGAAACGGCAUAAACUUGGCUAGCCGUGAUUUUUACCUUAAUGAAGUGGUUUUUAAGUUUUUAUACUUGGUUUCUACAUUAAAUACAUUAUAUAAGAGUUUCCAACACUUGGUUUUCAUUUUGGAGAACUUUGGUUUUUGACAUCGGUUUUCGGCGUUGGCUGCCAAACCAUGGUUCUGGCAAACCAUCCCAACAUGCAUGUCGGAAAUCCCAACAGCGAUGUUGGCAUUCAGAAGCCCUGGGCAGGAGGUUUGUUCCCUUGGUUGUUCGAAGGAAGGGCAUAUUCCUUCGAGUUGAAGUCUUGGAGUGCGGUAUCUCCGAGCAAGUAUAUUGAGGCUCGUGGGACUCGAGUUCUGAGCCUUUACAAGCACGAAGAAUCUUCCAAGGUCAUCGACGAGAUCGGGACCUUUGGCUUCGAGAGCGGCCAGUAUCAAGAGCACCGGGGGUUGAAUGGGAUUAUUCAAAGGCGAAUCCAAGGUUUUGAGCCCAAGGCCUUCUCCCUGCUCGAGCUUCAUGAUGAGGAGCUGGUUCCUCUUUUCAAAGGGAUAUGAAGUGAUGGACUUUUUUUUCUUUAUAUUUCUGAUGUAAGAACCUGCCCCCGGGCACUUGUACAACAUUUUUAAAUUUCAAUGAAGUCAGUUUUCCAUUUUGUGUGUUGAAUGCCUUCUCUCUACGUUGGAAUCUUGUAAAUUCACGUGACUACACUGGUUUUGAAAAGAUUUUUUCUACUUUAAAUCUAUUGCCGGGUAGAUUUAUAACGUAUGCAGCCCGGCUGAAUCCACUAUGUCUAACGUAUGCAGCCAAGUCUUUUCGACAGACUGACCAAGUGUCCGGGAAGAGAUGGAGUUCGACCGAUCUCUUUCCAAAUGAUUUCUGGCCUAAGAAAGGACAGUUCACCAU